Messenger RNA from Leishmania mexicana MHOM/GT/2001/U1103, 1410 nucleotides. RefSeq names its product putative bystin. Gene Ontology annotation, cellular component: preribosome, small subunit precursor; nucleolus; cytoplasm. Bases 1 to 1410 code for a protein of 469 amino acids. NCBI's taxonomy places the organism in Eukaryota, Euglenozoa, Kinetoplastea, Trypanosomatida, Trypanosomatidae. The record is from RefSeq and is a predicted model, not a curated record. The transcript has a single exon. Gene Ontology annotation, molecular function: snoRNA binding. Gene Ontology annotation, biological process: rRNA processing.
AUGCCUGGUAAGGAAAAGGCAAAGAAGGAGCACCAUCGCUCCAACCCGCUCGGCGAUGAUAUCCACGCUGAGCGCUUCGCCAGCGCCAAGAGCGCGUCGCGCCGUGCCGCAGACGAGAACGACGUGGAUCAGGCCGGCUACCUCAUCCCCAACCACACGACGAAACGGAUCUUGCGCACGGCCAAGAAGCAGCUGGAGGCCAUUCAGGGUGAGGUGACGGCUGAGGAGUACGCUACCGCGGUGUGUGGAGAGGACUACCGCGACAACGGCCUGCAGGACCUCAUCGACAACGAGGAGAUGACGACGGAGGGUCGCGAGCACCUCUACGAGGUGGAGGCGGCGGCGGAUGACGAAGACGUGGUUCUGGAGUACGACGACAACGAGUCUAUUGCAUCCGAGAUGCCGGUGGAUGUGCCGGACGUGUCUCCAGAGAUGUACGGCAUCGACGAGGAGGAGGCACGACUGCUGAACGCCUUCCAGCCUGCCUCGCGUGUGCAGAGCCGCAACUUGGCGGACAUGAUCAUGGAAAAGAUUAGGGAAAAGGAGCAGGGCGCCCGUGGUGGUGCAGCCCCGAGCCCGAGCGAUAACGCCCGCGUGGCAGACGGUGACAGUGAGGACAAGAUCGACAAUCGUGUGGCACGCGUGUACACGGCCAUCGGUACGGUGCUGAAGCGCUACACCUCCGGCAAGAUUCCAAAGGCGUUCAAGAUUUUGCCAAACGUGAAGAACUGGGAGCAGCUGCUGAUGCUGACCCGUCCGGAUCAGUGGUCCCCGCACGCCACGUACCAGGCCACUCGCAUCUUUGCCGCCAACUUGAACGAGAGUAUGCUGCAGCGCUUCUACGCCGCGGUGCUGCUGCCCGUCGUGCACGAGCGGCUGCUCGAAGAGAAGAAACUGCACCCGGCCCUGUACAUGGCAGUGCGCAAGGCGCUCUUUAAGCCCGUCGCCUUCUUCAAAGGCUUUCUGCUGCCGCUGGCAAUGGAUGAGGAGUGCACGCUGCGUGAGUCCCUUGUUGUGGCGAGCGUGCUGCAGCGCUGCCACUUGCCACCGGUGCCCACCGCUGUCACCAUCUACAAGAUCGCGCAGCAGCCCUUCAGCGGUCGGUGCUCCGUCUUUCUUCGUGUGCUUAUCGACAAGAAGAUGGCGCUGCCAUACCAGGCCAUCGACGAGCUGGUGAAGUACUUUCAUCGCUUCUUGGAAACGCACACGAAGGAGGAGGCGCUGCCGGUGCUGUGGCAUCAGACCCUGCUCUCCUUCGUCCAGCACUACAAGGCGGACCUGACCGAGGCGCAGCUGGGGCUGCUAUCAAACGUGUGCAACGUGCAUUUUCACUACAUGAUCACCCCCGAGAUCCGUCGCGAGAUUGGGGCGGCGCUGCGCAUGAAGCAGGGUGCGGCACCCGUUUCCUAG